Messenger RNA from Baudoinia panamericana UAMH 10762, 330 nucleotides. RefSeq lists its product as uncharacterized. The transcript has 3 exons. Lineage: Eukaryota; Fungi; Ascomycota; Dothideomycetes; Mycosphaerellales; Teratosphaeriaceae. Gene Ontology annotation, cellular component: cytosol. The record is from RefSeq and is a predicted model, not a curated record. The coding region runs from base 1 to 330 and encodes 109 amino acids.
AUGGCCAGUCAGCAGCCUCUGGACUUGCCGACUCCCUCGUCGUGCACAGCUGGCACAGGCAGUGCAAGUGUUUCGAAAGAAGUGGCGGAAGUCCAGCGCCUCUUCAAGCAGUCUGGCGUGAAGUACAGCAUGCAUAGUGCCGGAACGACAAUUGAAGGUUCGUGGGACGAGUGCAUGCGCAUCAUCGGACAAUGUCACAGCCUACUCCACGCAAACGGUGUCGUGCGAAUACAGAGCGACAUUCGCGUCGGCAGCCGAACCGACAAGAAGCAAAGCUUUCAGGACAAGGUAAAAGCUGUCAACGACCUACUGGCGCAGGACGGUCGAUGA